This is a messenger RNA of Hipposideros armiger (great roundleaf bat), 3594 nucleotides long. It is a transcript of the gene RAVER1, whose product is annotated as ribonucleoprotein, PTB binding 1. The coding region runs from base 136 to 2409 and encodes 757 amino acids. The transcript is spliced from 13 exons. Gene Ontology annotation, cellular component: nucleus. Lineage: Eukaryota; Metazoa; Chordata; Mammalia; Chiroptera; Hipposideridae. The record is from RefSeq and is a predicted model, not a curated record. Gene Ontology annotation, molecular function: mRNA binding.
GGGCGGAGGCUGUGGCGCCCAAAAGGGGCUGGAACUCUGAGAGGCGGGCUAGGCCUUAGCCAAUGGGCUGAGGGAAUCGAAAAGGAGGCGUGGCCUCUCGCGGCCAAUAGGUGAACGCGCCCUCGUUGCCGCUCUAUGCCGCUCCGCCCCGGCUCGCUGGUCCCAGAAGGCGUCGGGUUUCCCAAGAUGGCGGCCGACGUGUCCGUUACUCACCGGCCCCCGCUGAGCCCGGAGGCUGGGGCCGAGGUUGAAGCCGACGAUGCCGCGGAGCGCCGGGCGCCCGAAGAACUGCCGCUGCUAGAUCCAGAGGAGAUCCGGAAACGCCUGGAACAUACUGAGCGCCAGUUCCGUAACCGCCGCAAGAUACUGAUCCGAGGCCUCCCGGGGGACGUGACCAACCAGGAAGUGCACGACCUGCUCAGCGACUAUGAGCUCAAGUACUGUUUUGUGGACAAAUACAAAGGGACAGCCUUUGUGACCCUGCUGAAUGGGGAGCAGGCCGAGGCCGCCAUCAGCACCUUUCACCAGAGCCACCUGCGGGAGCGGGAGCUGUCUGUGCAGCUGCAGCCCACAGAUGCCCUGCUCUGUGUGGCCAACCUGCCCCCCAGCCUCACGCAGCAGCAGUUUGAGGAGCUGGUGCGGCCCUUCGGCAGCCUGGAGCGCUGCUUCCUGGUCUACAGCGAGCGCACUGGCCACUCCAAGGGCUAUGGCUUCGCUGAGUACAUGAAGAAGGACUCAGCUGCCCGCGCCAAGUCGGACCUCCUGGGCAAGCCACUGGGCCAACGCACCCUCUACGUGCACUGGACAGAUGCAGGGCAGCUGACGCCCGCCCUGCUCCACUCCCGCUGCCUCUGUGUCGACCGUCUGCCGCCCGGCUUCAGUGAUGUGGACGCCCUGCGUCGGGCACUGUCGGCCGUACACAUACCAACUUUCUGCCAGCUGGCAUACGGCCAGGACGGGCAGCUGAAGGGCUUCGCUGUGCUGGAGUACGAGACAGCUGAGAUGGCCGAAGAGGCACAGCAGCGGGCAGAUGGCCUGGCCCUGGGGGGCAGCCACCUGCGUGUCUCCUUCUGUGCUCCAGGGCCCCCUGGUCGCAGCAUGCUGGCUGCGCUCAUUGCUGCCCAGGCCACGGCCCUCAAUCGGGGCAAAGGGCUCCUGCCUGAACCCAACAUCCUGCAGCUGCUCAACAAUCUGGGGCCCUCUGCUUCUCUACAGCUGUUGCUCAACCCCCUGCUCCACAGCAAUGCCGGGGGCAAACAGGGUCUCCUGGGUGCCCCCCCGGCCAUGCCACUGCUCACUGGGCCUGCCCUGUCCACGGCUCUACUGCAGCUGGCCCUGCAGACCCAGGGUCAGAAGAAGCCCGGGAUCCUGGGAGAUUCUCCCCUGGGCACCCUCCAGCCUGGGGCCCAAGCAGCUAACCCUCUCCUUGGGGAGCUAUCUGCAGGGGGGGGCCUGCCCCCAGAGCUGCCACCCCGGCGAGGGAAGCCACCACCCCUGCUGCCUCCACUGCUUGGCCCCUCUGGGAGUGACCGGGAAACCAUGGGCCUGGGUCCCCCAGCAGCCCAGCUCACUCCACCCCCUGCCUCUGUGGGGCUCCUAGGCACUGGCCUCAGAGGCCUCCAGAAAGACAGUGGGCCUCUGCCAACACCCCCUGGGGUCUCACUGCUGGGGGAGCCCCCCAAGGACUUCCGGAUCCCCCUGAACCCCUACCUGAACCUACACAGCCUGCUCCCAGCCAGCAACCUGGCGGGUAAGGAGGCCCGGGGCUGGGGAGGCGCUGGGAGAAGCCACCGCCCAGCUGAGGGCCCCCUGCCUAACCCCCCAGCCCCCGGAGGUGGUGGCGGAGGUGGUGGCAGCAGCAAAGCCUUCCAGCUGAAGUCCCGCUUGCUCAGCCCUCUUACCAGCGCCCGCCUGCCCCCCGAACCAGGGCUUUCUGACAGCUAUGGCUUCGACUACCCCUCCGACAUGGGACCUCGGCGGCUCUUCUCCCACCCACGGGAGCCAGCCCUAGGGCCUCACGGACCUAGCCGACACAAAAUGUCCCCCCCACCCAGUGGCUUCGGCGAACGGAGUGGUGGGGGCGGUGGGGGUUCCCUCUCUCACUUUUAUUCGAGCUCGCCCACUUCCUACUUCACCAGCGGCCUGCAGGCUGGCCUCAAGCAGAGCCACCUUAAUAAGGCGGUCAGUUCCUCCCCAAUGAGCUCUGGAGAAGGGCUUCUGGGCCUUGGCCCCGGGCCCAACGGCCACAGCCACCUGCUGAAGACCCCACUGGGUGGCCAGAAACGCAGCUUUGCCCACCUGCUGCCCUCGCCGGAGCCCAGCCCAGAAGGCAGCUAUGUGGGCCAGCACUCCCAGGGCCUUGGUGGCCACUACGCGGAUUCCUACCUGAAGCGCAAAAGGAUUUUCUGAGGGUCCAGUGCCAGAGAUGCUCCAGAGCCUGCACCAAAUCGCUUUUGGGUUUUCUGGUGUUUUUGUGUUUUUUUUUUUCUUUUGUUUUUUUUUCCUGGUAAUAGAAAAAUCUCUGAAAGACUUUGCUGACUGACCCAGCCAGAGCCCCAGGAGCCCAAGGAGUAUGGGGGAGUCGGGGCCACUCUGCAUCUCUGGCCUGCUCCGGGCAUGGAAACCCUGCAGCCUUAAGAGGGAGAGAGCAGGCCAGGGCUCCUCUCCCCCCUUCCCUGUGUUCACCUACAUCUGCCCCUCUGGGAGUCCUCUCCUGCCUUGUCACUCCUAUAUCUUGGCCUUUUGAGUGCCUUGGAGGUUUCCCUGACCUCCCGUGAGGAUCAGAGACUGUCCCCCUUUUUUAACUUUGACAGAUGACUUUUGUUUCCUUUUCUAAUUUUUAUUAUUUUUUAAACAAUCCAGGAUGACCCCCAGCUCUGAUUCCUGCAAGGUUCAGCAUGUCUGGGCCUCCAUUCCCCACUUUGGUUUAAAACGACUCAGCCCUUUUCUCUUUCUCCCAUGUCUGCCGCAGGCAUGACUGUCUCCUGCCACUGCCUCCCCACUCUGACCUGUACUCCAGCUCUGGAUCCCAUGCUCCCCGCCACUGUUCCCUCGCCUUCUGAUGCCUUAAAGCCAGGCCUCAGGCCCCACUGGCCAAAGCCUCUGUGAUGCCAAGCUACCGAAGCUUGACUCAGGACCAAACAGCUCUGGCCUGGGGAUUGGGUUGGAAAACCAACCCUACCAUCCCUUCUGCCCAGGCCUAAGUGCAGGCACUGGCCUUCUCUGCCAGUUUAAAGCAGUCCUGCUGUCCAUCUGGGGGAGUGGGGCACUGUGCAUCUCAUUGAGCCUCAGCUUACUCCCGCCAUGUUGAAAAUGAGCUCCACCUCUCUACUCCCCAGACUAGAUCACCCAGAACUGGCCUCCCUUUGGCCCAUGGGAAUCCAACUCUGUGCAGAUAAGCUCUGCCCCUGCCCACCAGCAGGACCUGUUGGCCUGAAGUGACACUGGACCCUGCCCCUGGCCGGCUGGACCACCAGCUUCCCUCUCCUCACUAUAGGGGUCCACAUCCACUUCAGGGCGUUCCUGUCCCCAAUCCUCUCACACACAGACCUUUGCUGAAUUAAAGUUUGUAAGUAAAUGGUUUUAAAGAAAGUA